Messenger RNA from Colletotrichum lupini, 1449 nucleotides. RefSeq lists its product as uncharacterized. Lineage: Eukaryota; Fungi; Ascomycota; Sordariomycetes; Glomerellales; Glomerellaceae. Gene Ontology annotation, molecular function: oxidoreductase activity, acting on paired donors, with incorporation or reduction of molecular oxygen; monooxygenase activity; iron ion binding. The transcript has 7 exons. The record is from RefSeq and is a predicted model, not a curated record. Bases 1 to 1449 code for a protein of 482 amino acids.
AUGUUCUCGACUGUUUGGGCCUGGGUCCUUCUAUGCGGCGUUGCUGCUGCCCUCGCGUAUCGCCGAUCAGUUUGGAAGCUGUCUGGAAUUCCCUUGGUUGGAUUCGAAGUCAAAGACCCUAAACAACGAAAAAGCCAAUACACCUUCAAUGCUCCCGGUAUUGUGCAGACAGGAUACGAAAAGUUCAAAGACAGAAUCUUUGGCGUGGAUACAGCAGAUGGUGUCAAACUCAUCUUUCCGCAUCAAUAUGUGGACGAAAUCUCGAAAGAGCCAGGACUUAGCUUCCAAAACUCCCUCGAUGAAGAUUUGUUGAUCGAUUACACGUACAUGGGCGGACUGAAGCAGUUCGCAUUGUCUACUUUCAAGCGAGAAAUCACACCUCAUCUUCAAUGGACUUCGGUCAACAUCUAUCCGAAAAUGCUUCGUAUGCUCGGCAUACUAACAGCAAGAGUCAUGAUUGACAGUGAUGCCCCUCACAAUGAGACUUGGGUCACUCUGGCCACCGAGUAUCUGCAUGCUGGGGUAAGGCACGCGCAUGCCUUGAAGUUCUGGCCCCCAAUGCUAAGGCCGGUCGUUCAUCGAUUUGUGCCAGGAUACGCUGAGGUUCAGAGGCAACUCAACCUCGGAAGGUCUAUAGUUGUCGACGCUAUCCGCAAAAUUGAUGAGCGAGAGAAGAACGGCGGAUUAGAGCGUCAGCCGACGAGUGUGCUUUACCAUAUGUCUCGCAAGGCACCAGGUGCUUCUUCCGCGGUCAUUGACAUGCAUCUCAAGGAGCAGCUGAAUCUUGCUGUGGGAGGAAUACACACCACCUCCGCCGUGCUCACCCAGACGAUUUUCGAGCUUUCGGCACAUCCAGAGUAUAUCCCAAAAUUGAGGAAAGAGGUGAGUGAUACUUUGGUCAAAUUCAAUGGGGAAUUCUCGAAAGCUGCUUUGUGGGACAUGCACAAGUUGGACAGUUUCAUUCGCGAGACUCAUCGCCUGAACUCGCCGAACCUCACAACUUUACAGAGACGCGCUACCCAAGAUGUUACUCUCUCAGACGGUACCUUCAUCCCGAGUGGUACAAAGCUCGAGUUUCCGACGUUCGCCAUCCACCGUGAUAGUGAGUUCUUCGUUGACGCUACUGAGUUCGACGGAUUCAGAUUCUUGAAAUUGCGUCAAGAAGAUGACAAAGAUGGCGGAAAGCAUCACUAUGUCAGCGCUCGCAGAGAUAUGUUGGGCUGGGGUUUUGGCAAGACGGCAUGUCCUGGGCGAUUCUUAGCCGAUAUCGAGAUAAAGCUGAUUGUCGCGUUCAUCCUGAUGAACUACGAUAUCGAGAACCCGGAUGGCCAAGGCAGACACGCGCAUGUUCAUUUCGAGAAUCAGGUUUUCCCUGACCCCGUCAACCCAGUGCUCAUGAAGAAGAUUCUGCGUGAGGACAUUGACGAAAAUGGUCAUGUGAGAAAGUAA